Puccinia graminis f. sp. tritici CRL 75-36-700-3 is the source of this 537-nucleotide messenger RNA. RefSeq lists its product as uncharacterized. The transcript has 5 exons. The record is from RefSeq and is a predicted model, not a curated record. The coding region runs from base 1 to 537 and encodes 178 amino acids. NCBI's taxonomy places the organism in Eukaryota, Fungi, Basidiomycota, Pucciniomycetes, Pucciniales, Pucciniaceae.
AUGACCGGCCGCCACAAUGUUCCCCAUGGCGUGAUAAUCAACACACACGUUCAAUGUCUGGAGGGUAGCGGACCUUUCCAUGAUAUCCCAGACGUCGUGUAUGACAAUAUGCAAUACUCGGUUUAUGACUAUCAAAAAUAUCCCAAUUUGAGUCCAGUAGGAUUUGCCUUGGAGUAUUUCACCCCGCACAAGCGAACUAAAUCGAUAACCAAGGCCCUUGAAAAUUUGAUGGUACUAUACGGGGCAACAAAUGCUGGCUUGCGGAGUUGGGGUGAGGCAAGGAGCAAUGAUGUCAAGAAAAUCAAAGGUCCCUCUUUCUAUCUCGCCUUUCAACAUGCCAUAUCAAUUGAGAAUUUAGAAUUGGCGGCAGAUCAGCUCAAAAAGGUAUUGAAGAACUGUGUGGAUUGCAAACAUGGAGAAAGAGAGCGGGUGAUCAAGAUUGCUCGCCAAAAUAAUGUCAAAGUACCCGAGUCCCUUGAGUCCGACUCCCAGUCCCAGUCCCUUCACUCCCAGUCCUCCCUUAUCGACUCUCAAUGA